This is a messenger RNA of Gavialis gangeticus (Gharial), 2645 nucleotides long. It is a transcript of the gene MYCN, whose product is annotated as v-myc avian myelocytomatosis viral oncogene neuroblastoma derived homolog. Gene Ontology annotation, molecular function: RNA polymerase II cis-regulatory region sequence-specific DNA binding; DNA-binding transcription factor activity, RNA polymerase II-specific; protein dimerization activity. NCBI's taxonomy places the organism in Eukaryota, Metazoa, Chordata, Crocodylia, Gavialidae. Gene Ontology annotation, biological process: regulation of transcription by RNA polymerase II. The coding region runs from base 367 to 1773 and encodes 468 amino acids. The record is from RefSeq and is a predicted model, not a curated record. The transcript is spliced from 4 exons.
GUGUAAUGGCUUUAUUCUGAUUUGCGUUUCCCGAGGAGGAGAAAGAAAUCCAUCGUGCUCAGGGGGCGGGGCAGGCAGAGCAGCUGAGCGGGUUUCUUUGCAUUUCAUCAUAAAGGAUUUUUUUUAUUUUUGGUUUUUUAUUUUAAUGCAUUUUUUUCCUUCCCCUCACUCCCCCCCCCCUUUUUUUUUUUGCUCUCAGUUUAAAUGUCAGCUGGUGCAAAGGCAGCUACAGCGAUUGAGCGAGGGGCAGGGGGACCCUCAGUGCCUUGGAAAGGUCUUGGGAGAGCUUCUCUCCCCCUCUGUGGAAAUACACGCGAAACCUCCCUCUAAUUCCUCAACCAGGGGAUCAGCGAGAGGACCUCAGUAAUGCCAGGGAUGGUCAGUAAAAACCCAGACCUCGAGUUUGACUCUUUGCAGCCCUGUUUUUAUCCUGACGAAGAUGAUUUUUAUUUGUGCGGCCCGGACUCUGCCCCCCCAGGGGAGGACAUCUGGAAAAAGUUUGAGCUGCUGCCCACCCCUCCUCUGUCUCCCAGCCGGGCCGGGCUUCAGGAGAACGCCCCAGGAGGGGCCCCGGUGCCGUGGGCAGGGGUGGCUCUGGGGGGAUGGCGGACCAGUGAUCCUCUGGACUGGGCAUCUGAACUGCUGUUGCUGCCCCCUGAAGCCGACCUGUGGGGCAGCACAGAUGGAGGGGACUUAUUCGACACAGGCUUUGGGGAGAACAACAAUCUCAACUCCAUCAUCAUCCAGGACUGUAUGUGGAGUGGCUUUUCUGCCCGAGAGAAGCUGGAGCAGGCAGUGAAUGAGAAGCUGCAGGGCAAAGGGGGAACCUCAGUGGCACCAGCAACAGCAGGGGUGGCCACCACGACUGGCAGCCCGGGGGGCACCAGCAGCAGCAACAGCAGCAGCAGAAACCAAGCUGAGCUCAACAACUCUGUGUCGGAGUGUGUAGAUCCUGCAGUGGUGUUCCCCUUUCCUAUCCAUAAACGGGAGCCAGUGGCACCCACCCCAACCUCAGCAACGGGGGAGAUGGCUGGCAUCCGGGUGAACAUUGGUGGCAAUAGUGGCACUGCACAGGGAACAACAGCUGCCUCUCAGCGCAGCAGCCGCCACGCCAGUGCUGCCAGCGACACCAGAGCCAACAGCAGCUCAGGAGACGACACUCUCAGCGACUCGGACGAUGAAGAUGAGGAGGAAGAGGAUGAAGAGGAAGAAAUCGAUGUUGUGACAGUGGAGAAGAGGCGUUCCUCCUCCAACAAGGCGGUUACAACCCUUACCAUUACUGUGCGCCCUAAAAAUGCCACCUUUGCAACAGUGAGGACACAGCAGAAUGAACUGAUUUUAAAGCGUUGCGCCCCAAUUCACCAGCAGCAUAAUUAUGCUGCUCCUUCUCCAUACAUGGAAACUGAAGAUGCCCCACCACAGAAAAAGCUAAAAAACGAGGUGCCCCGUCCAGUAAAACCUGUGAUCCAACCAAAGUCUAAGAACUCAAGUCCUCGAAACUCAGAUUCAGAGGACAGUGAACGUCGACGGAACCACAAUAUCUUGGAACGCCAGAGGCGUAAUGACCUGAGGUCAAGUUUCCUCACGUUAAGGGACCAUGUACCGGAACUGGUUAAAAAUGAGAAAGCUGCAAAAGUUGUGAUCUUGAAAAAAGCCACUGAGUAUGUCCAUUCCCUUCAGGCGGAGGAGCACAAGUUAUUGCUAGAAAAGGAAAAAUUGCAAGCCAGGCAACAGCAGUUGUUAAAGAAAAUAGAACACACACGGACUUGCUAAACAUUUUUGUCUGACCUGGACAGUCACUGCCACUUUGCACAUUUUUGAUUCUUAAAAAAAAAAAUUGUGUUUUUUGACGUUAAGAAUGUUGGUUUUACUUUCAAUCCAGUCCCUGAAGUAGUUGACAAACUAUAUUUUCUGGGUACAGAGCAAAUGGAUGUUCUUGCAAGGAGUUCAAGAGACUGCCAAACAAUGGACUGCCCUUGUAUUUCUUCUUAAGAACUGUAGAUGUUCUUUAAAUGUUGUGAGCAUUUGGAGCUGCUGAUGACACCUAGUUGAGUUUAAAAAAAAACCAUUCCUAAUUUUUAUGGUGCUUAUGUUCUAACAAUGUUACUUUUGGGGUUACCAUUUUUACCCCCGUGGGAUUUUUCUGUAAAUACCAUCUACACUUGCCUUUUGUACAUGUCUUGGGUUAUGAGAGGUGGCUCUUGCUACCAGUAUUAGACUGGAAGUUCAUACCUAAGUACUGUAAUACCUCAAUGUUUGAGGAGCAUGUUUUUUGUAUACAAAUAUAUUGUUAAUCUCUGUUAUGUACUGUACUAAUUCUUACACUGCCUGUAUACUUUAGUAUGAUGCUGAUACAUAACUAAAUUUGAUACUUAUAUUUUCGUAUGAAAAUGAGUUGUGAAAGUUUUGAGUAGAUAUUACUGUAUCACUUUUUUGAACUAAGAAAACUUUUGUAAAGAAAUUUACUAUAUAUGCCUUUUCCUAGCCUGUUUCUUCCAGUUAAUGUAUUUGUUAAUGUUUGGUGCAUAGAACUGGGUAACUGCAAAGUUCUGUGUUUAUUUUCUUCCAACGAUGUACAUUUAGUGCUGCAUCUUAUAGCACUUUGAAAUACCUCAUGUUUAUGAAAAUAAAUAGCAAUUAAAUGA